CGUCAAAUGAGCAGUUUGUCUUUCUACCUCGACGUUUUGCUCCCGAGGACCGGUGACCAGUCGGCUCUUUUGCCUCACUACUUCCAGUGUCUUCGUGUUGUUCAAUCGGCCAACUUUCUCUCUAACUCGCUAUCCGCCUCCGACGGCCUUCUUCAUGCCCCCUAUCUCUCUCUCUCCCUCCUCCACACAGUCCAGCUACUCAUCUACCACAGUUUACAUGUUCUGUCACAUCCGCCUAAUUACACGCUGCUGCCCAAUCCGGCCUAA
Molecule: messenger RNA, 267 nt
Organism: Protopolystoma xenopodis
Lineage: Eukaryota; Metazoa; Platyhelminthes; Monogenea; Polystomatidea; Polystomatidae
Source: the annotation of a GenBank genome assembly